Molecule: messenger RNA, 450 nt
Organism: Danaus chrysippus (African queen)
Lineage: Eukaryota; Metazoa; Arthropoda; Insecta; Lepidoptera; Nymphalidae
Source: the annotation of a GenBank genome assembly
AUGGCUCAGACAAAUAUAGAUGAAACUGUUGCCAAAUAUGAACGUUUUAUAAACGAUGUGUUGAAAGAAGAUUUGCGAAUAUUGCAUCUGAAGCUACAACAUGUGAACGCUGAAGUUUCUGAUUUGAUACAGCAAAAACAUACAUUAAAAGUGCUACUGGACAAAAAUGUGCACCCAAACGGAUUUAAAUCUCAAGUUAAUAUAGGAUGCAAUUUUUUUAUGGAAGCCACGGUGACGGACACUUCACGAUUAAUUAUGAAUAUCGGACUAAACCAUUAUUUAGAAUUUUCAGUCGAAGAAGCACUAAAAUACUUGGAUGCUAGAAUUAAAGCUUAUGAAUUAAAUUCAGAAGAACUGUGUAAUAAGGCUGCUGAAACAAAAGCACACAUUAAGUUGAUGUUGUUUAAUGUUGGUGAACUAGAAAAUCAAAAAUACACUAAGAAAAGUUGA